This is a messenger RNA of Eurypyga helias (sunbittern), 796 nucleotides long. It is a transcript of the gene TAMM41, whose product is annotated as TAM41, mitochondrial translocator assembly and maintenance protein, homolog (S. cerevisiae). NCBI's taxonomy places the organism in Eukaryota, Metazoa, Chordata, Aves, Eurypygiformes, Eurypygidae. The record is from RefSeq and is a predicted model, not a curated record. The annotation marks the transcript as partial. Gene Ontology annotation, biological process: cardiolipin biosynthetic process; CDP-diacylglycerol biosynthetic process. Gene Ontology annotation, molecular function: phosphatidate cytidylyltransferase activity. Gene Ontology annotation, cellular component: mitochondrion. The transcript has 6 exons.
AGUAUGCUGGACUUCGUGUUUGCUGUUGAUGAUUCUGUGACCUGGCAUAUGAUGAACCUGUUAAAGAACAGGAGUCAUUAUUCCUUCCUAAAGGUUUUUGGGCCCAAACAGAUAAGUAGUGUACAGAGCUAUGGCGCCGGGAUUUACUACAAUACAUUAGUGCCAUGUAAUGGUAGGAUUAUAAAAUAUGGUGUAAUUAGCACUGAUACUCUGAUUGAUGAUUUACUUCACUGGAAAACCCUCUAUGUCGCUGGACGCCUGCAAAAACCGGUGAAAAUACUGACACAGAAUGACAACAGCAAGCUGCAAGCUGCUCUUGUUAGCAACCUGAAGAGUGCAGUCACAGCAGCCUUUCUCAUGUUACCAGAAAGUUUCUCUGAAGAAGACCUGUAUAUGCAGAUUGCAGGACUCUCCUAUUCUGGUGAUUUCAGAAUGGUAGUAGGAGAAGACAGAUUGAAAGUGCAGAACAUAGUGAAGCCUAAUGUUCCCCAUUUUCAGAAGCUGUACAGUAACAUAUUACAGGACUGCCCUCAAGUGGUAUAUAAGCACCAUCUGGGAAGGCUAGAGAUUGAUAAAAGUCCAGAAGGUCAAUUUACACAACUAAUGGCUUUGCCGAGGACUCUGCAACAGAAGAUAACUUCUCUGGUAGACCCUCCUGGAAAAAACAGAGAUGUGGAAGAAAUUUUACUGCAAGUUGCCCAUGACCCUGACUGUGGAUUUGUGGUGAAUCAAGGCAUUUCGGGAAUUGUGAGGUCUUCCAGUAUAGUGCAGAGUGCUAAAACCAUACUAACAGCUG